AUGAAUAAUUUUUGGAAUCAGGUAGCAAAUAAUCCCAAUGUGCGAGCAGCCCGCGAGGCGAUAGAGAACAUGCCGCCCCCUGUCAAAAAAGUUGCCAAAGUAGGGGCGAUAGGAGUAGGGACUGGUGUAGCUGUAUUUGCAGUUCCCCCUUUGCUGGGAUUCACCGCUUCUGGCGUUGCAGCGGGAUCUGUGGCUGCAGCCAUUCAAUCUGCGGUGUACGGAGCUGCUGUGCCGGCUGGUAGCCUGUUUUCAAUUAUGCAAUCGGUUGGCGCAACGGCAACGAUCGUCCCGGCGCUAGUGGCUGGUGCUAGUGCUACAGGCAUUGCCGGUGCUGUAGAAGCGGGACAGGGCCAAGGACAGGGCCCCGAUGACAACGGAGAACAACGAGAGGACGGAGAUAAAGAAGCUCAAGAGGAUAAAGAAAAUGAAGACCUGGAGAAGCAGAGUGAAGGGGAAAAUCAAAAUCCUGUCAAUGAAGGGAGGUCACAGCGUGCAAGUCUCAGAGAGAGGUUACACAAACUUGUCCAAGAUCGAUCGCCAUACGAUCAAGGUAUCCUUCAAGUCUCCAGCCCUGAUGAAGACCAAGGGUCGAUAAGUUGUGGCCGCCGCCGCGCAGGAAUCGCCACUGCAGCUGCAAGUGAAGACAAGGGUGACGACAAAGACUCCGGAAACGGCAGGAAUAGUGGGGGGCGCUCCUCAAACAACGGCGACGAGGGAGGGAGAACUGGGGACGGGAGCAGUGGAGGUAGAGGUCGCGAACAACAUCAAGGCCGGAGCCGCGAUAGGAAUGGUAGAGGCCGGAACCGUGGCAGCCAAAACAACAAUGAGCGCAGGAGUGACGAUGAGAGCAAGGAAGACGAUGAUAGUGACGAUGAUUCGCAGGAGUGGACACUAGAAACAUGUGGUCCCCCACCUCCUUAUGAGGACGAAAUCGUUCGUGCUCAGCAUAGACUCAGCACUGAAGAUGACUUCUUGGAAUCAAGACUUCCUAAAAAUAAGACUAAACGAGUAGUCUCAAAUACAGAGGUAGAAUCGUUCACGGGAUAA
Rhizoctonia solani is the source of this 1047-nucleotide messenger RNA. Its product is annotated as interferon-induced 6-16 family protein. The transcript is spliced from 4 exons. Lineage: Eukaryota; Fungi; Basidiomycota; Agaricomycetes; Cantharellales; Ceratobasidiaceae. The record is from RefSeq and is a predicted model, not a curated record. Gene Ontology annotation, cellular component: membrane. Bases 1 to 1047 code for a protein of 348 amino acids.